GUUCUGUAAUUCGUAUAUACAUACACACUCUCUCUCUCUUAGUAUUGGUUGCAGUCGCACGCCAAAGCACGAAAUGCAGCAAAGAAUUGUUAUAAGGUUCUUAGACUGCACAAAGAAGAAGCAAUUAACCAAAGCUAUGCAAAUUGCAGUUUCUGUAGCAGGUAUUGAAAGAGUGGCUCUACAAGGAGAAAACAAGGACCAGAUAGUGGUAGUUGGUGAGGGAAUUGAUGCAGUUAAUUUGACCUCCUUGCUCAGGAAAAAGCUGGGAUCUGUUGAACUUGUUAGUGUGAUCCCAAUUGGUGAGCUUGAGAACCGGGAGGAGGAAGAAGAAGAAUAUACUUAUGGAACUACAUCCAUCCAGCCAACAGUAUAUCCAACUUACCCAGUCUGGACAUACCCAACUUACUAGCAUGUUGGAUAUUUCCUCUUAGCUUCUCUAGGUAACUGUCACCAAUCAGCUCCCAGAAUUGUGCAGUAUCAUGAGUUCUGUGAACAAUGUACUGCACGUUGUUUGCCAUGAUUCCAGUUUGGGAGUCUAGGAAAGAAAAGAAGAGAAGAGAAAUCUUAAGUUAGAAAAGAAAAGAAACGAAUCGAAAAGAUAAUAUAUUCCAUGUUAUUUGGGAGUUUUGGAGGAGAAUGGGAAUGAAGCAAUUUUCCUUUGUUUGGAAGUGGAGAAAAGAUUGUGUUUUACAUA
Coffea eugenioides is the source of this 694-nucleotide messenger RNA. Its product is annotated as heavy metal-associated isoprenylated plant protein 47-like. The record is from RefSeq and is a predicted model, not a curated record. Lineage: Eukaryota; Viridiplantae; Streptophyta; Magnoliopsida; Gentianales; Rubiaceae. The coding region runs from base 74 to 409 and encodes 111 amino acids. The transcript has 3 exons.